Molecule: messenger RNA, 5877 nt
Organism: Hyaena hyaena (striped hyena)
Lineage: Eukaryota; Metazoa; Chordata; Mammalia; Carnivora; Hyaenidae
Gene: BTBD8
Product: BTB domain containing 8
Exons: 18
Coding region: 127-5508 (1793 amino acids)
Cellular component (GO): synaptic vesicle; neuron projection terminus
Molecular function (GO): protein binding
Source: RefSeq, a predicted model, not a curated record
GCCUUUCCCUGAGGAGAGGAUUUGGGUAGAAGAGGAGCGUUGGGUCGGAAACGCCCCUUUCUUCCACCGCCGGAGAUUAAGAGCCGCUACUGGGCCUGCGGGGCGCCGCUGCUCCUUUUGUGGGACAUGGCCCGCUGUGGGGAGGGCAGCGCGGCGCCCGUGGUACUUCUGAGGGGCCCUGGAGUUUGCAGGAAGGGGUUGCAAAGGAAAGGGCCCUGUGAGCGGCGCCGGCUGAAGGCGGUGAUAUCGGAGCAGCUGAGCCAGGAUCUGCUCAGGCUCCUAACAGAAGAAAUCCAUACAGAUGUUACUUUCUCUAUAGGCUGUACUUUGUUCAAAGCACACAAAGCAGUCCUUUUAGCAAGGGUUCCUGACUUCUAUUUUCAUACUAUUGGACAGACAUCAGAUAAUUUAACAAAUCAUGAGCCUGCUUUUGUGGAGAACUUUGAAGCUUCAGAAUUUAGAAGAUUUUUACAGAUUGUAUAUUCAUCAGACAGAAACAUAAGAAACUAUGAAGAAGAAAUUCUUAGGAAAAAGAUAGUGGAGAGGGGAAUGCCACAAAAGAAAUGUGACUCCAGCUUUGGAAUCUGCACUGAUAACAAUGGAAGAUCAUCUGUAGAGUUCUUCAGUAAAAAGUCAUCUGAUUGUUCUCUCCAGAAGUAUGAAGUUCCAGAGGAUAUCAGUGAUGGAGUGCACAAUUUAAUUUCUAAUGAUAAUUAUGACCUGGAUCCUGCAUCUGAAUUAGGAGAAGAUUUAUUGAAACUUUACGUGAGACAGUGUUGCCCAGAUAUUGAUAUUUAUGUUGAUGGAAAAAGUUUUAAAGCUCACAGAGCCAUUUUAAGUGCCAGAUCCAGUUAUUUUGCGGCAAUGCUCAGUGGCUGUUGGGCUGAAAGCUCCCAAAAGUUUAUUACUCUUCAAGGUAUAAACCAUGUAGAAAUGAAUGUAAUGAUGUAUUUUAUAUAUGGAGGAACUUUGGACUUUCCAGACAAAGCUAAUGUUGGUCAGAUACUCAAUAUGGCUGAUAUGUAUGGACUAGAAGGAUUAAAAGAAGUAGCAAUCUAUAUUUUAAGAAGAGAUUACUGUAAUUUCUUUCAGAAGCCUAUUCCCAGAACGUUGGCGUCUGUAUUAGAAUGCCUGAUUAUUGCUCAUUCAGUUGGAGUGGACAGUCUUUUUGCUGACUGCAUGAAGUGGGUUGUAAAGCAUUUUGCAAGGUUUUGGUCUGAGAGAAGUUUUGCAAAUGUACCUCCUGAGAUUCAGAAAAGUUGUCUUAACAUGUUGAUUCAGUCUUUAAAUGAUAAGAAUGCUGCUUUUCUUCUGAUGGAAAGUGACAGGCUAAUCAUCAGUUUACCCAGAGUGAAGUGGACAGAAGUAGCCCUGACAAUGGCAUCUCGGCUGCAAGAAGAAUGUAUUGCAUUUAUUGUUAAAAAUUUCUCCAGGAUCAUUCACAGUGAAAAUUUUGCUCUUCUCUUACAGUCACAAGCAAUGAGCAGCACAGCUGAUCUGUUGGAUAAAAUUUUAAAAGCAAUUGAAGAAAACAUUACCACUGAGAAUAGCUGCUCUCUUCUUAUGGCUCUGGACACGUUACUGAACUCUGACAGUACAAAGGACAUGGGUUUUACGUGCAAGAUCCAGGCUCUGCGUGAUAAGCUGUGGAUCUUCCUGGUUCAGUCUUUCUAUGCUGUUCGUCAUACAGAAAGCUGGAAGCUGAUGAGCACAGAUGAUCAACAGAAAAUCCAAGCAGCUGCAUUUGACAAAGGUGACGAUCGAAGACUUGGCAAAAAGCCUGUAUUCAGUAGCUCUCAGCAAAGGAGACAAGCUUCUGACUCUGGUGUUGUAAAUAACAAAUCUUGGAGAGGAAAUACCAAGAAGGAGUGUUGGAGUUAUCCCUCUACUAAGCAAAAGAUGAAAUCUGAUGGAUUAGGAGCAUCUGGACAUUCAUCAAGUUCUAAUAGAAAUACUAUAAAUAAAACUUUGAAGAACGAUGAUUUAAAGGAAAAGGGUGAUACAAAAAUAGCAUCUAAGGUUACAAAAGAACUUAAAACUGGGGGAAAAAAUGUUUCUGGAAAGCCCAAAGCUAUAAUAAAGUCCCAGACAGAAAACAGUGAUAAUGCAAAGUCAGCAAACAUGUCGCCUAGACAAGCUGUGGAAAGAUCAGCAGCAAUAGCAGCAAAUGGACAGAAAAGUUCAUUAAAUGGGAAAGGAGUAAGAAAUCAGGAAGGGCACAUUACAGGUGCCAGACCUAAGGUACUCACUGGAAACUUAAAUGCACAAACCAAAGCAAAGCCUCUGAAGAAAGCGACAGGAAAAGAUUCUCCGUGCCUCAGCAUCACAGGGCCCUCCAGCAGAUCGACAAAUUCAAGUAUGGAAUUACUGAUUUCCACUGAAUGUCUGGAUGAACCAAAAGAAAAUGGAUCAGUAGGAGAAGAGAAGCCUUCUAGUGAUAAACUGUCCUGUUGGGAAUCUCCAGGGCACUCCAUGAAAAACAGUGUGGAAAAUAUCAAAACCACUGUAGCUAUAAAAUCUCGACCUGUUUCAAAAGUUGCCAGUGGAACUUCAAAUAAAAAAAACAUUCAUGAAGAAACUAGUAUAAAUAACACUGUGCUAAAGAAGGUCACUAACAAAGGAUAUGGUGAUCCAGUACCACAGGCAAUUUUAAAGAAAAGAGGAAAUGGCAGUGGAUGCACUACAGCUCAACAGAGAACAAAAAAUGCCUCAUCUAAUCUUUCUAAAACUCAAGGAUCUCAAGGAGAAUCACCAAAUUCGGUAAAAUCUUCAGUCUCUUCAAGGCAGUCUGAUGAAAAUGUGACAAAAUUGGACCACAGUACAACUACAGAUAAACAAACACCUAAGAAAAAAAUUGUCAAGCAAGGACACACACCUUUGCCUAAGGCUAAUGCAAAAAUAGUGGCAAUGCCUAAAAACUUAAAUCAAUCUAAGAAAGGUGAAGCUUUGAAUAAUAACGAUGCAAAACAGAAAAUGGUUCCUGGACAGGUUACAUUGAAAACUCAGCCUUCUUCUCAAAGACCCUUAAAAAGUGAAACAAGCAUGCUUCAUGAUGUACAUGAUAGUAAUAACAAGGACAAUAUUUCUGAACAGAAGCCUCAUGAACCUCUAAUUAAUCUCACAUCAGAAAUCAGCAGUACAGAAGCAUUCCUGUCAUCAUGCAAACCUGACACACAAAAGCCAUUAAACAACCAAGGGAAAGAGAAAUUAGAAUGCCAGAGUAUUUCAAAUUUGGAUAAAUCAAAGUGUGAAUUGGAAUCGAAACAGAUUUGUUCAGAUAAAAGUGAAACAAAAUUUUCCAGCAAAGAAAUACAUCAGCACAAGACAGCUAAAAUACAUUGUCAUUCUGAUGGGAGUGAUAAUGUAGAUCCAAAAUUUUAUAGCACCACUGUCCUAAAGUCCACGAUUUCAAAUCCCAGUGAAAACUCCCUGAACUCUAAUCCAGUUUGUGAUUUAGACUCUGCAGAUGCAGAGCAAAUUCUUUCAGUAUCAGAUAGAGAGAAGCAAGUAGGGGGGAAAGAUACAAACGAAAAAUUAAACAUUAAAUGUGACAAAGAUGUUUUAUCACGUGUUCCUGAAAGGACAAAUGGUACCUUAAAUUCUGUCCAAGAUAACAGGAAAUCUAAAAUUCGUAUCGAAGAACAGACAGUUCCUAGUCACUUGUCUGAUGACUCUGCUGUGAGUGAAAUCAAACAUGCUACAGCAGACUCAGAUAUUUCCUCCAAGUGUGCUUUGGAACAAAUAUCAGGAAAAACUUCUCCUAAAGAUAUGGAAACAACAGAAACUCCAGAGAGCCAUGAAACUCCAGAAGUUCCAUUCAUGAGUCAUUGGAAUUUGAGUACCAGUGGUCUACAUCAGAGAGAGAGUCCUGAAUCUGACACUGGGAGUGCUACCACAUCCUCUGAUGACAUAAAGCCCAGAUCUGAAGACUAUGAUGCUGGAGGGUCCCAGGAUGAUGACGGGUCAAAUGACAGAGGUAUUUCUAAAUGUGGCACGAUGCUGUGCCAUGAUUUUCUUGGAAGAAGUAGCAGUGAUACCAGUACUCCUGAAGAACUAAAAAUAUAUGAUAGUAACUUAAGAAUUGAAGUGAAAAUGAAAAAGCAAAGUAGUAAUGAUCUUUUCCAAAUUAAUUCGACAAGUGAUGAUGAGAUUCCUAGAAAAAGGCCAGAAAUUUGGUCUAGAUCUAUGGUAGUCCACCCUAGGGAAAAAGAAAAUAUUCUACGAGGCAGUAUCCAGUUUGCUCAGGAAGUAGAUCAGGUUUCUUCCUCGGCAGAUGAAACAGAAGAUGAAAGAUCCGAAGCUGAAAAUGUUGGAGACAAUUUCUCUACAUCUAACUCAGCUCCUCAGCAAUUUCAGGGAAUCAUUAAUUUAGCUUUUGAAGAUGCAACAGAAAAUGAAAGUCAUGAGUUCUCUACAACUAAAAAUUUUAAAAGAUCAGUUUUACUUUCAGUAGAUGAAUGUGAAGAACUAGGAUCUGAUGAAGGGGAAGCCCAUACUCCUUUUCAGCCUUCUGUAGAUUCUUUGUCACCAUCUGAUGUUUUUGAUGGUAUUUCUCAUGAACAUCAUGGAAGGACCUGCUAUUCCAGGUACUCACAAGGAAUUGAAGAUAGUAUUUUAGAAUGUAAACAAGAUAGAGGCAAUAGCAUAUGUAAAAACGAAAGCUCUCUCUUGGGUUGCGCUAGUAUUGACUCAUCAAGAAGAGAUAAACUGAGUACUUCAGCCACAGGAAAAAAGUACACAGUGGAUGUCCUGUCCACAGGAGGUAGACAGCUUCUUCCAGAAGAUAAAAAGGUAAAUGGCAGAAGCAGUGUGGAUAAUGACUUUCAGCAAUGCAGCAAACUCUCAGAUAGUGAUGUAAAAUCUCAAGAAAGACCAUGUCAUUUGGAGCUUCAUCAAAGAGAACCCAAUUCUGACAUACCAAAGAACAGCUCUACAAAAUUUCUGGACUCCUGUCGGAGUCAGCUUCUGCCUCAGGAAGGUCAAGUAAAAGAGAACCAUUCUACAGCUACCAAAAGAGCUAAUAUUGCUUUAUCUGCAGGAGACAUAGAUGAUUGUGACACACUGGCACAAACCUACAUGUAUGACCAUCGGCCUUCAAAAACCCUCUCUCCAAUAUAUGAGAUGGAUGUAGUAGAAGCAUUUGAGCAGAAAAUGGAAUCAGAAACACAUGUUACAGACAUGGAUUUUGAAGAUGAUCAGCACUUUGCAGAACAAGAUUGGAUGCUAUUAAAGCAACUGCUGUCUGAACAGGAUUCAAACUUAAAUAUUACGAAUUCUGUUCCUGAAGACUUAAAUUUAGCACAGUUUCUAAUCAAUCAGACGUUACUUUUAGCACGAGACAGCUCAAAACCUCAGGGUAAAGCACAUGUUGACACUUUGAACAGAUGGAGUGAACUAACCUCUCCACUUGAUGAUUCCUCAGCAAGCAUCACCAUGGCUAGUUUUUCCUCUGAAGAUUGUUCACCCCAAGGGGAAUGGACAAUUCUAGAACUGGAAACUCAGCAUUAAGAGUGUUAACACUUUGGAAAAUUUUUAACAAUGCCACCCCUUUAUUUUUUGAUGCUUAUAUCCUAAUAAUAACUGCAUUAGCCAGAGAUAGACUGCCCUUAAUAAUGAGGGAGUCUUUCUAACUUAUUGAGGUUAACCUAGUUUGUUUAUUAAUAUGAUAUCACAUGUAGAAAAAAAGAUGGUUUUCUAAAAUUUUUGAGCAUGUUUUAUUACUUCAGUUGUCCUUUCCUAACUGAUCAUUUGUUCACUUGUUUAUAUCAAGAAUUUAAAAUGUGAAUGCACAAGUAGAUCAAUCCCUAUACUUUUUGCUCUGCAUAUGGUAACAGUAAUUUAACAAUAAAAAAACCUAUUGUGCUUGUGUCCAAUUUA